Messenger RNA from Sphaeroforma arctica JP610, 537 nucleotides. RefSeq lists its product as hypothetical. Lineage: Eukaryota; Ichthyosporea; Ichthyophonida. The transcript is spliced from 3 exons. Bases 1 to 537 code for a protein of 178 amino acids. The record is from RefSeq and is a predicted model, not a curated record.
AUGGAAGUCGAAUGUGAGAUUAUGUUAAAGCCAGAUGCCAUGCCCCAGCGGCGGGUAUAUGAGACAAAGGAUCCGGUCAAGAAACCAGAUGUCAUCAAUGGAGUCGAGAAUACGAGGCUGCAAUUGUCCACGGGGGCUACAGUUCUAGAAGUUUCGGAUUUGGAAACGGGCACUCCAGCAAUCCGGUACCAGACGAUGGAUUCUGGCGAUUUCUCGCGAAUUGAGGAAGUGGUUGAAAUCCGACGACGAGCUGAGUCACUGGGGUACGUGGUCAUCAAAGAGUUAGUGCUGGAUAAGGGUAUUACAGUACAUGACCAUGAUUGCUUGUUCCCAGUGAUGUUGAUGUCUAGUACAUUUAGUGCGGCUCAGAAAAAUUAUAGCACCACAGGCCGUGAAUUUAUGGGGUGUGUAUAUGCCACGAAAAAGGUGGAAAUGUUUGCGUCGGAAGCUAACCAUGUGCUUGCUAACUAUCCUAGCAUUGAACCUGGUGGCGGUGCGAUGAGAUGUGAUACGCUUGCAUUUGAAGGGCAUUGUUAG